This is a messenger RNA of Drosophila navojoa, 2906 nucleotides long. Its product is annotated as non-lysosomal glucosylceramidase. The record is from RefSeq and is a predicted model, not a curated record. Gene Ontology annotation, molecular function: glucosylceramidase activity; beta-glucosidase activity. Lineage: Eukaryota; Metazoa; Arthropoda; Insecta; Diptera; Drosophilidae. Gene Ontology annotation, biological process: glucosylceramide catabolic process; carbohydrate metabolic process. Gene Ontology annotation, cellular component: membrane.
AUGGCCAAUGGCAACGAUGUGGGCGCUGGGGAUUCGGCCAGCGCCGUCUAUGCCGAGCAACUGCAACAGGAGAAGGAGCACGAACAUGAACCGGAACCAAAUGAACUAACCGCUGUGCCGCGCUACGGAUUGAAACUGAAGUUCGAUCACGUUUGGCCAGAGAAACGCAAUCAGAAUUUACGGCCAUCGAUAAAACAAUCGCUGCCGAUGGUUCCGCUCGUUUGCAGAUAUGCUGCCUACUAUUGGAAGGUGUCGCGCGAAGGUCGUCGCGUCUAUAUGGACUACUACUAUAUGGAGAAUGGCAAACAGAUCUAUGGCGUGCCCAUUGGCGGCAUUGGCGGCGGCAGCAUUGGGCGUGGCUAUGCUGGCGAAUUUUGUCGCUUUCAAAUGCGCCCGGGCAUCUAUGAGUACAAUGUGGUGCAAGCCAAUCAGUUUAUAGUAACCAUCAAGGAUCACAAAGGCUGCACCAUAUUUCAGAGUUUGCUCUCCCGUUGCAGCACCAAAUCAUUCAAGGCAAAGACUAAGACACCAAGCACCAACAACAACGAUAUUGAUGCCUCGACCGAUGAGGCCGAGGCACAGAGCACUAAAUGUCAACUGCCCCAUUGCAGCUGCAGCCGGAACCGACAGCCGCUGAGCACCUGGCACUCGAAUAUCGAGGACUCGCGGUGCAGCUAUACGGGUCUGUAUCCGCGCGCCUGGACCGAAUACGAUCUAUCGCACUAUGGCGUCCGCUUGGUCUGUCGCCAGAUCUCUCCGGUUAUACCGCACGACUACAAGGAGUCGAGUCUGCCGUGCGCCGUCUUCGUGUGGUCAGUCCAAAACGUUUGCGAUCAGGAGCGCAAGGUCUCCAUCACGUUCACCUUCAAGAACGGCACGGGCAACAAGAAGCAGGAUGCGGAGGGCAAUCCCGAAUCGCAGCUCAUCGCCGAGGGCAGUGCCAAGGGCGUGGCCAUUAGGCAAACAAUUGGCGAUAUGCCCUGCAGCUAUAAUCUCGCCUGUCGCGUGCUGCCCGAGAUCAGCAUCACGCGCUGUCCGCAGUUCGAUCCGGCUGGCAGCGGCGAGCAGCUGUGGGCCCAGCUCAAGGAGUACGGACAGCUUAACGAGCAGCCCACGUCGGAGACGCUUAAAACCAAGGACAUAGGCGUCGCUGUCUGCGCCCAGUUGGCCCUCAAGCCGCAGGCAUCGCAUGAGCUGGAAUUCGUGCUGGCCUGGGACAUGCCCAAGAUUCAGUUUCCACGCAAACUGCAAACCCACACGCGCUACUACACCAAAUACUUCGAUGACAGCGGCGAGUGCGGACCCAGGAUAUGCGAAUAUGCAUUGAAGCAGUACGCCAGCUGGGAGCGACUUAUCGAUGCCUGGCAGCGACCCAUUCUCAAUGAUGAGGGCCUGCCUGAUUGGUACAAGUGCGCCAUAUUCAAUCAGCUCUACUACAUCUCGGACGGCGGCACAAUCUGGCUGAAGUGCGACUCUUCGCUGGGCAACCAGCUGGCUUUCGAUGAUCCGCGCUUGGCCUACGGCCGCUUCGGCUAUCUGGAGGGUCACGAGUACAGAAUGUACAAUACGUACGAUGUGCACUUCUAUGCCUCGCCCGCUUUGGCCCAUCUCUGGCCCAAUUUGCAAGUCAGUUUGCAGUACGACUUCAAGGAUGCAAUUGGCGCCGAGCUGAAUGAUACACGGAAAAUGUUAUACGACGGAAAAGUGAUGCCGCGCAAGAUCAAGAACUGUGUGCCACACGAUCUGGGCGAUCCCGAUGAGGAGCCCUUCACGCUCAUCAACUGCUACAACAUCCACGAUGUCAAUGACUGGAAGGAUCUCAAUACAAAGUUCGUGCUACAGGUUUACAGGGACUACUAUGUGCUCAACGAGCUGGCCCAGGCGCAGGCGGACAAUGCCAGCAAAUUCAGCUCCAUUGAGUUCAUAGACAAAGAGAGCCUCUACGAGCAGUACAGCCAGGACAACAAUCGCAAGAGUUCGGCAGAUGGCAAACAGCAGAAUCGCAAAUCUGCUUCCAUGUACAUCAAUGAAACGAAUGGCAAGGUUUAUCUCAUGGAUGCCAUGGUCUAUCUGAAGUCCAUGUAUGGCGCCUGCAAGGCCAUCAUGGAGCGCACCAUUGAGUAUGAUAAGGAUAAUGAUGGCCUCAUUGAGAACACCAAAAUGCCCGAUCAAACCUACGAUGCAUGGGUUAUGGAUGGACCCAGUGCCUAUUGCUCCGGCCUCUGGCUGGCGGCACUGCAGGCCAUGUCUGUUAUGGCCACGCUUUUGGAUCAGCCGAACGACUGUUUGCGCUACCAGGACAUAUUGGAGAAGGGCAAACGGUCGCUGGAGGAGAAGCUAUGGAACGGCAGCUACUAUCGCUUCGAUUUGUCGCACAAUCAUCGCGAUACGAUCAUGGCCGAUCAGCUGUGCGGCCAUUGGUAUUUGAAGUCGUGCGGCUUUGACUAUGAGAUCUACCCGAAGGAGAAUGUGCGCACCGCCUUGAAACGCAUUUACGACAACAAUGUGAUGGGCUUUCACGAUGGCAACAUUGGCGCCGCCAAUGGCUUCAUAGCAAACGCCAGUGAGCCGUCGAAGCCGGGCCAUGUGGACAACAGCACCAUUCAGGCCGAGGAGGUGUGGCCAGGCGUUGUCUACGCCCUGGCCGCAACCAUGAUACAGGAGGGCAUGUUCGACGAGGCCUUCCAGACAGCCGGCGGCAUGUACAAGACCUUGUCUCAACGCAUCGGCAUGAACUUUGAAACACCAGAGGCGCUCUAUGGCGAGAAACGCUAUCGUUCCAUUGGCUAUAUGCGGCCCCUGAGCAUUUGGUCCAUGCAGGUGGCCUGGGAGCGACGCCGUGCGCUACGCGACUAAGUCAUAACAGUACAAUCUAUAUGAUCUAUAAGUUGAGUUAUCUAUGUUUA